Messenger RNA from Cyphellophora europaea CBS 101466, 1596 nucleotides. RefSeq lists its product as uncharacterized. The transcript is spliced from 7 exons. Bases 1 to 1596 code for a protein of 531 amino acids. Lineage: Eukaryota; Fungi; Ascomycota; Eurotiomycetes; Chaetothyriales; Cyphellophoraceae. The record is from RefSeq and is a predicted model, not a curated record. Gene Ontology annotation, molecular function: acyltransferase activity.
AUGGCUUCAGCAGUUCCAGUCAUCAUUGGCGUGGCCGAUGUGGUCAAUCGAUCCACCAAGGUCGAAGAUGCCCGAGAGCCGGUAGACCUGAUGCACCAGGCUAUCAUUGAUGCGAUCAAUGACACCGGUCUCAUAGCACAGGCCACUACCCUCCAGUCAGCUAUCGAUAGCAUUGACAUCGUCAAUACCUGGACUUGGCCGUAUCCUGACCUCCCUGGCCUUCUGUCUAAAAAGCUGGGCGUUGAUGCCAAACAUCGGCUUCUCAGCCCUCAUGGCGGCAAUCAGCCUGGCUUGCUCUUCGAUGAAGCUGCCAAACGAAUUACACUCGGACAGACCAAGGUGGCCGUCGUUACUGGCGGCGAGGCCCUGGCUUCCUUGACGGCCUGUGCUGCGGCCAAGAAGAUCCCACCCCCUGGCUGGUCCCAGCCCAGUCAGGCAGUCUCCAGCGUCUUCUCGCCUACCACACGAGAACUCAAGGAUAAUCUCGGCUCAAUUCAUGAUAUAGGAGCGCCCAUUCAUGUGUAUCCGCUGUUCGAGAACGGCUUUCGAGCACACCGCAAGCAGUCCAUCCGUGCAAACAACCAUGAAUCCGCCAAGCUGUAUGGCCGGUUCGCCAAAAUCGCGGAGAGCAAUCCCUAUGCCUGGAACUAUGGCAAGGAGGUGACUGAGGAAACCAUUGCCACAGUCAGCAAGAAGAACCGCAUGAUUUGCUUUCCUUAUCCAUUGCUAAUGAAUGCUUUUAACACUGUCAAUCUUGCCGGAGCUGUCGUUCUGACAUCCACGGAUUUCGCAAAACAACUCGGCGUCGACCAAAGCCGGUGGAUCUACCCCUUGGGUGCGGCAGGAACACAGGACAGUGGCGACUUCUGGCUUCGACCAAACUUCCAUUCUAGCCCUAGCAUAUCACGCUCCAUCGACGCCGCCCUGCAAGUCAGCAACCUCCAGAAUUCCGACAUCGAUCUGCACGACAUCUACAGCUGCUUCCCCAUCGUGCCCAAAUUCGCCGCAGACCAUCUCGGCCUCUCCACAGAUGGCUCACAAAAAUCACUCACCCUUCUGGGCGGCCUCACCUCCUUCGGCGGCGCCGGCAACAACUACUCCAUGCACGCAAUCACCGAAAUGACACGUCAACUCCGCACCAAUAAGGGCCGCAACGGCCUCAUCCUCGCCAACGGCGGCGUCGCGACCUACCAGCACGUGCUCUGCCUCUCGAGCCAGCCACGGCCCACGGGCUCCCCAUACCCCACCACCAACCCCCUACCAGACACCAUCACCGACGUUCCCGUCCCAUCCAUCGCCGACAUCGCCGAGGGCGAAGCCAUCAUCGAGACCUACACAGUCGAAUUUACCCGCUCCGGCGCCCCCUCGCGCGGCCACGUCGUCGGCCGCCUAACCUCCAACGGCCACCGCUUCCUCGCCAACCACGCCGACGCCGCCACCCUGCAGCAGCUGUGCAGCACGGUGCGCGAGCCGAUUGGGCGCGUGGGGCACGUCAGGCCGGAUGGGGAGCGGAAGGGGAGGAAUUUGUUUGCCUUUGCUGCGGCUGAGGAGGCGGAGGGGGGUGAGAUGGAGAGGAAAGGGGUAAGUCGGCUUUGA